CUCAGGACAGAGGAGACUAUUUUAGUUGGCCACUCACAGAAGACAAGAGGAGCCAUUAAGUUUGACUUGGGGGUUUUCUACCUGUCAUUUAAAGACAGCUGCUUCUCACCUCAGCAGGUUUUCUUCUGAGACAUAAAAAAGGUAUGUUGUUUUUUCUCAAGAUGAUAUAGAGCAAAGUUUUAACAAUGUGAGCUAUCUAGAAUUAGUUUCAGGACAGUAGAAGCUUAAUUAGAUGGACUUAGACAUGCACUUUUACUUUAGAUGUAAGAUUUUGUUCAGUAUGACCAAAUAUAAGAACUGAAAAAAUGCCAAGUUAACUCAAGUGUAUCUCUGUAUUUAGUGAAUAAAGACAAGCCUGCAGUGAUUGUUAAAGAACCUCUAGGAAGAGUGUCCAUUGAGUGUAACCAUUAUAAAAUAUAACUUAAUUAAUGUGCAUUUUAGUCAUUUUCUGUUGUGGAGAACACAAUGACUUUGUUUGAUUAAUUAAUCAAACCUACAUAUGUUAGUCUGGUUUUUCCUAUGAGAAAAAAACUGGUUCUUGAUCUUCAUUUUGCCUUAAAAAAUGGACUGAUAUCAUAAUAUUAUUAAAUAGAUAUCAAAUAUUAAGAAAGAAAUUCAUUGGAAAUAUCUGAAGCAGUCAAGCGUGUGGAGCUGCUAAUUCAAAGGUUUAUUGCUUGUAUGUUGAUGUACCAUGGAGUGGAUGCCUAACAUUAAUGUGAGAAGUAGAUACUGGGCGUUAAUUUCAGAAUCAGAUCUAUUAGUUUUAGAUAUGCGCUGAGUUUAGUGCUGUUUAACUAUUUUAUACAGUAAAAAUACUCAAAGCUGAUGCUUGUGUCUUCUACUGGAACGGCCACAGAUGAAAAUCUGAUUUAGAUUUUAAUAACUUUAUUUUUACAGAAAAAAAGCCGACCAUGUCUGAAGGGUAAGUUCUAUUUUUUAAUCAAUAAUGCUUUUUGAUUUUUCAUUAAACUAUAGAUAUUAAAAACUUUCUCAUGCUUAUUCUAACUUCUAUGGUUUAUUGUCCUUUCAUCCUCAUAUUUUCUACAACAGAGGGGUAAGUUGUUCCAGUUUAAGUAUUGUCAUUUUUUGUUUUUUAAGUUAUGUUUUACAUUUCGUUUGAUUGUUGUAUAAAUUACUGUUUCAUACUUCCCUUUCUUGCAGAGAAAAUCAAAGAUCACUGCAUCUCGCAGAUUGGCUCUCAAGGUUGUUUUCUUCAGUUUUCAUUCAAUAAUUAGACACAGAAAAAAUGGCAAGAGUCCACACACAAGUGAGCAAUACAGAUUCUGUGCUACAAAGUUAAUCGUUCUAUGUUUUCAUAUAUGUCAGACCAAGCUGCUGAAAAUGGCAACAGUGAUGUGGGAGAAGGAGAAGGAGGAGAAAAAGAGGGAGAGAGCGACUGCUCUGAAUGAGAGACUUCCUCCACUUCAGCUGUCUGGUUUGUCCCUGCAGGAUCUGCAGGUAUGUGCAGGUCACUGUAUCAGCAACUACCACCACCAAUGUAACAACAUUAUUGAAAUUCGUCAUAUGAUAGCCUCUCUCUGUGAUACACACAGCCAGAUGCCAUUCUUACAGCAUGUUCAUUUGCAGGAGAAGCUUUAGUGGAGAGGGGCAGCAUUUUCUACAUUUUAUACUCUGUUUGUAGCUUCACUAUAGUGACACAAGUCAAAGGACUCUUCAUGUUUCAGUUUCCCAAUUAAUGAGUGUUGCAUCUCUACGAAGGGAUGAAGUCUUAAGAUUGAGAUGUGCUGCUCUGUAACAAGCCAGAGGAUGUCAGGAUUCUCUGUCAUCAGUUCAUCAACUGUAACGUGACUCUGUCUGUCUGUCUGCAGUCCCUGUGUAAAGAACUGCACCAUAAGAUUGAUAUUGUCGAUGAAGAACGCUACGACAUUGAUGCUAAAGUCUCCAAAAAUGACAAAGAGGUAAAAAAAAUUGACUGAAUUUGAGAGAAUUUAAUUCCCUUUCAGCUUUUUAACUUAGUCACUGACCUUUUUCAUCAUCACUCAUACAUUUCUCUGGAUGUUUUGCAAAAAGCAGCACUACAUAUUUUCAAAGUAUCAAAAGUAAACAGCUUAAUGCUUUGUCUGGAUAAAUUAAUCAAUUUAAAACUUAUAUUUUUCAAAAGUUAUACAGUGAUUAAAUGUGGAAAUGUGUCCCACAGAUUGAAAACCUGUCUCAGAAGAUCAUCGAGCUGAAGGGUAAGAUGAAGCGGCCUGCUCUGAAGAGAGUGAAGAUCUCUGCUGAUGCCAUGUUGGGUGCUCUCCUGGGUACUAAGGUCAAAGAGUCCGUGGACUUUAAGGCCAACCUUAAGACUGUGAAGAAGGAGGAGGAGAAGGUAAGCGGAGCUGCGAUAACACUAUUUAGACUUGGUUGAAGUUUUAUUUACCCUGAUUUCAAAGGAUUUCAAGAUUAAGUCAGACCAGCCUGGCUACUUGGUUCUAAACUCAGGCUUUAAACAUGUUAUGAUGAUAAUGAAAUGGUAUUGUUAUUUGUAUAAUUUUAAGUACAGUUUCACUGAGAAUGAUUUUCUUCUUAUAAACAGAAAGAGGAGGUGACUGACUGGCGUAAAAACGUGGAGGCCAUGUCUGGUAUGGAGGGCAGAAAGAAGCUGUUUAAUGCUGGACAGUAGGCUCCACAUCUAUG
Molecule: messenger RNA, 2640 nt
Organism: Xyrichtys novacula (pearly razorfish)
Lineage: Eukaryota; Metazoa; Chordata; Actinopteri; Labriformes; Labridae
Source: the annotation of a GenBank genome assembly